Paramecium octaurelia is the source of this 993-nucleotide messenger RNA. The record is from the annotation of a GenBank genome assembly. Lineage: Eukaryota; Ciliophora; Oligohymenophorea; Peniculida; Parameciidae.
AUAUGAUAAAAUAAAAUGAUAAUAGAAAAAACGGAGUGACAAUUGAUAAAGCCUUCAUUGAUAUACUUGAGAACAAAUAAUAUUUGACUAGUUCACAUAUGACAUUUUUUUAAAAUGUUUUUAAUAAAUACUUUUAAAAUAGAAGAAAGGUAAAUUCUUCAAGAUUACUAGAUAUUUUUAGUUGAUUGCUAUUUCUUUGCUGAAUUUAUGCCAAAACUAACCGACUAAUUAUCCAAAAAUUUGAUUGACUUUGAAAAAGUUAAUAAAAUCAAAUAAUAGAUAGAGGAUAAGAAGACUUACUAAUAAAAUAUCAUUUCCAAUUCAGGGAAUUUUAAAAGUGGCUUAUCAACUCAAAAAGCUAAGGAAGAAGCUUAAUUAGAGGAGACUAAAAAGAAAAAGUUUGUGUUCGAAAUCAUAAGCAUUAAUUAAAUUAAAUAAGUAGAUGAAGGGAUUUUCAAAAUUUCUUAAUUAGAAACUCUCCUUUCUCAAUAAACUUUAAAUAAUGAUUAUUAAAAAGGAAGUUCAAUUGCUAAUUACGACUAUGCAUAUUUUCCAAUUAACUUAGGAAAUUAUCAUUGGAUAAGCGUAUUAGUCUAUUUUAAUGAGGGUAAAAUCAUAUAUCAGGAUUCACUAAAUGGAUACAAUACAGACAUUAUGGCUGGAAUUGAUAGAAUUAUAAAAUAUAAAUGCACAACAAAUUUUAAUUGGGAAAUAUUAUAAAACACUCCAAUGCAAAGUGGAUCAUUAGUAAACUAUUAAUUUAGUGUAGGACUGUGGUGUUUUUGCUUUAUACGCUCUCUUCUUUCUGUAUACAAGAGGAGAAUUGAUAAAAAGAGAUAGUUAUUCAUAGACCUUUAUAACUAAAGUUAGAUAAAAUUUUGUCGCCUUGACAAAAGCUGAAUUAAAUAAUAAUCUUAAUGCUGAUUAAGUUAUUAAUAUUGUCAAUUACCUAUGAUAAUCCCUAUUGAAAAUAUUUAAAAUGAUAAAGAUUGC